Messenger RNA from Pieris napi, 1625 nucleotides. Its product is annotated as phenoloxidase-activating factor 2-like. The record is from RefSeq and is a predicted model, not a curated record. Bases 134 to 1261 code for a protein of 375 amino acids. Gene Ontology annotation, molecular function: serine-type endopeptidase activity. The transcript is spliced from 9 exons. Gene Ontology annotation, biological process: proteolysis. Lineage: Eukaryota; Metazoa; Arthropoda; Insecta; Lepidoptera; Pieridae.
UAAUUAAUAUUGCAAGAACGAUCUUUGAAAUCUCGUAUUGACCCUGUCUUCUAAAAGUAUCCAAUGGAAACAUUGCGAAGUGAUAUUACCUUGUUUUAAAGUUUUUGUGAAAAGUGAGAACGUUUAGGCAAACAUGCUAAAGUGGGUAUUAUUCAUGCUGUCAAUCGGCUUCGCGGCGAAUCUCAAUUUGAAUCCGGGAAAAAAAGAUCCAGACACUUGUAUGACAAAAGACAACGAGGCAGGAAUUUGCAUAGUAUAUUAUCAAUGCAACGAAAAUGGGACGGUCAAUACUGACGGCGUGGGAAUUCUAGAUGUACGGUCUGGUGAUUCGCCAUGUCCGUCCUACUUAGAUACCUGCUGCAAAAUGUCGGAUACACGUGGAACAGACGACCCUAUCACACCCAAGCCUAUACAGAGACAAGGCUGUGGCUGGCGAAACCCAAACGGCGUUGAUCCUCUUAUCAGGACAAACGAGAGAGGGGAUACUGCCCAGUUCGGAGAAUUUCCCUGGAUGGUUGCUCUACUACAAGUACAACCCCUGAGUACUAAAGAGCCAGGCGCAACGUUUAAUUUAUACAUCGGCGGUGGUUCACUCAUACACACUAGUGUUGUUCUAACCGCCGCACAUUUGGUCAAGACGGCACAUCACUAUCGCGCAAGAGCGGGGGAAUGGGAUACCCAGACGGACAAAGAGGUAUUCCCGUAUCAAGAAAGGGAUGUUGCUGAUGUUGUUAUACACGAGAAGUUUAAUAAACGCAACCUUCACUAUGACAUAGCUCUUCUAUUCCUGGAAUCAGAAGUAAAAUUAGCACCAAAUGUUGGUGUUGUUUGUCUUCCAAUAUCUGAAACGGACGGUGAAAAAUGUUUCGCAUCUGGCUGGGGCAAGGAUCAGUUCGGGAAGGAGGGGCGCUACCAGGUUAUUUUGAAAAAGGUGGAGUUACCAGUCCUGAACCAUGAUGUAUGCCAGGCGCAACUUCGCAAAACGCGCCUCGGGAAAUACUUUCAGCUGAGCAAGACCUUCAUGUGCGCGGGUGGCGGUGAUCAGGACACUUGCAGGGGCGAUGGUGGAUCGCCGCUAUCUUGUCCUUUACCGUAUCAAGAAGAUCGAUACGCGGUAAGUGGAAUAGUUUCUUGGGGAAUUGGUUGCGGGCAGACUGGCAACCCUGGAGUGUAUGUUAACGUGGCAACAUUUAGAUCUUGGAUUGACGAGAAUGUUGCCAGACGCGGGUUCGACACUAAUAUGUAUAACUAUUUACUAUAACUAAAUUAAUUAAUACGAAAAACAGAACUGUGAUUUGACAUUAUAAAUUUAAGUAUAAAGUGACGAAAAUCGAAACAAAAUCAUUUAGCACCCCCAUUAACGUCAAAAUUUAUUGGUUUGGAAAUUGUCACCUGACAAAGCGUGAGCUGUCAUUUUCAUACAAAUCACUUUCCCGCUAUCGAGUUUCAGACUGUCAUUGACACAGACACGCUUAGCGAUGUUACCAUUUUGACAGAUCACGCCUGUCGCAAAGUUUUUUAUCGCCAAGCAGCUUGACGGAGCUGUCAAAUCUUUUUAAUAUUCAGAUACAGACUACAGUCCUUCUUGUCUAUCUAAAUCUAUCGAGUCUACAAGAGCUCAGCCC